CGGCAGGAGCCGGCUCCGGGCUCAGUCUGAGCGGCGGCGGUGGGCGGCAGGUUCGGAGCCGCGGUCGUCCCGGAGAAACAAAGAGACCCGCCCGGGGGACGGAGAGCGGAGAGGGAGGGGGUGCGGCAGGCAGAGCCCGAGCCCCAGCCCCAGAGCCCCAGCGCCAGCGCCCCAGCCCCGGGACCGGGCAUUACCACCCUCCUCCCGGACACACCGCUCUGUCGGUACCGAGUGAUGCCGGGCUUGCGGGCUCGGAGCCGGCACCUCGGGAAGCAGUGAACCGCGGGGACCGGGACCGGGACCGGGGUCGGGAUCGUCCCGGGGCCCGGGGUAGCAGGCAGGGGACUGUUGUCCCGGGGCCCAAGGCUCGGAUCGCCGCGCUGUCGGUGAAUGGGGAUCGGUGGCGAUGAGCUCCGCUGAGCAGACGGUGACUUGGCUGAUCACCCUCGGGGUCCUAGACUCCCCCAAGAAAACCGUGUCGGACCCCGAGGCUUUCCUGCAGAGCUCCCUGAGGGACGGCGUGGUCUUGUGCCGCCUCCUGGAGCGGCUGGUGCCCGGAUCCAUCGAUAGGAUACACCAAGACCCCAAAUCAGAAGCAGAAUGCCUGAGUAACAUCAAAGAGUUUUUGAAAGGUUGUGGGGUGCUUCGGGUGGAGACUUUUGAUGCCAAUGACCUUUAUCAAGGACAAAACUUCAACAAGAUUCUUAGUUCACUGGUGGCUUUGAACAAAGUAACUGCAGACAUUGGUGUUGGAAGUGACUCAGUAUGUGCCCGCCACCAAUCCCAUCAUAUCAAGUCAGUUGAUUCCCUGGCUGGAUCACAUUUAUCGCUUGGAAGAACUUCAAAAAACCUUCCGGGGAAGUAUCGAAGUUUGGACAUGACUGAUAACAGCAACCAUCAUAUGAUUGUGAAAGCAAAAUUCAACUUUUAUCAGACCAAUGAAGAUGAACUCUGCUUUACCAAGGGCGAUGUUAUCCAUGUGACCAGAAUUGAGGAAGGAGGCUGGUGGGAGGGGACAUUAAAUGGCAAAAAUGGAUGGUUCCCCAGCAAUUACGUGAGGGAAAUAAAGUCUAAUGAGAAGCCAGUCUCACCAAAGUCAGCAACUCUGAAAAGUUCUCCAAAAGGAUUUGAAACUCCUCCAAUUAGCAAAAGCUACUACAACGUGGUGCUGCAGAAUAUUCUCGAAAUAGAAUGCGAUUAUGCAGAGGAGCUAACGAUACUUCUGUCAACCUUCUUGCGACCUCUGCAAGCCAGUGAUAAGUUAAGUUCUACUGACAUGGGAUAUUUGAUGGGCAACCUGGAGGAUAUUUGCUCUUUCCAACAAAACCUUGUUCAGUCUUUAGAAGAAUGCACCAAGUUACCGGAAUCCCAGCAGAAGGUUGGAGGAUGCUUUGGGAACUUAAUGUCCCAAAUGAAAAGCCUUUAUCUCGCAUACUGUGCCAAUCACCCUUGGGCUGUCCAUGUCCUCACGGAGUACAGUGAGGAGUUGGGAGAAUUUAUGGAAAUGAAAGGAGCAACCAGCCCAGGGAUUCUUAUGCUAACUACCAGCCUCAGCAAACCAUUUAUGAGGCUGGACAAAUACCCAACAUUGCUUAAAGAGCUGGAGCGCCACAUGGAGGAAUAUCACCCAGACUGGCCUGACAUUCAGAGGUCCAUGAAUGCUUUCAAAAAUCUCUCAUCGCAAUGUCAGGAAGUGCGGAAGAAGAAGGAGCUGGAACUACAGAUCUUGACGGAAACAGUCCAUGGUUGGGAAGGGGAAGAUAUUAAGUCUCUGGGGAAUGUUAUCUACAUGUCACAGGUCACAGUGCAGUGUGGAAAUGAGGAGAAGUGUGAGAGGUAUUUCCUUUUGUUCCCUCAUGUCCUGCUCAUGCUCUCUGCCAGUCCCAGGAUGAGUGCUUUUAUUUAUCAGGGCAAGUUGCCAUUAACAGGACUGAUUGUCACCAGGCUGGAUGAUAGUGAGACUGACAAGAACACCUUUGAAAUUACUGGAAGUAUGAUUGAACGGAUUUUGGUGACUUGUUCCAGUCAUCAGGAUUUGCAGGAAUGGGUGGAUCAUCUUCAGAAACAAACAAAGACGCCCAGUGUGGGAAUUCCUGUGGUCAGACAGCAGUCUGUUCCAUGUCAUACACUUCCACUACAUCCUGCAACACCCCUCAAUAAGCAUUCUGAUGGUUAUCCAAUAUCUGUGACUCCUUCAUAUCAUACCCUUCCGCAUCCUUCCUUACACGGGACAUCACAUAGCUCUCUGACCUGGGGACCCCUAGAACCACCCAAAAUGCCAAAGCCUUGGAGUCUGAGCUGCCUCCGCCCAGCAGCCCCACUGAAACCGUCAGCUGCUCUGUGUUAUAAGGAGGAUCUCAGCAAGAGUCCUAAAACCAUGAAGAAACUACUUCCCAAACGGAAACCAGAAAGGAAAGCAUCUGAUGAGGAAUUUGCAUUGAGAAAAAGCACAGCAGCACUUGAAGAGGACACACAGAUCUUAAAAGUUAUUGAAGCAUACUGCACUAGUGCCAAAACCCGUCAAACUCUGAACUCAACAUGGCAAGGCACUGAUUUGAUGCAUAAUCAUGUUUUGAGUGACGAUGACCUAUCAAGCCUGGACUCCCCAGCUCGUCGCAGCAGCCUCUCCCGCUUGGAGCCUGCUGAUCUGUCUGAAGACUCUGAUUAUGACAGUAUCUGGCUGGCCCACAGUUACCGAAUGGGAUCAGCAACUCCGUAUCGUAAAGAAUCUGCUCCUCAGGUUUUAUUACCAGAAGAAGAGAAAAUAAUUGUUGAAGAAACCAACAGCAAUGGACAAACGAUCAUCGAAGAAAAGAGCCUUGUGGACACUGUCUAUGCAUUGAAGGAUGAGGUGCUGGAGCUAAAGCAGGAAAAUAAGAAGAUGAAGCGUUCCCUGGACGAGGAGCAGCGAGCCCGCAAGGAGUUAGAGAAACUGGUUAGAAAAGUUCUAAAGAAUAUGAAUGAUUUCUCUUGGGAUGAAACUAAUUUAUAGUGAACCAGUAUCUACAGCUGCAGUAGGUGGGACAUAAACAGCAGACUGGAAAAAACUGCUGCUGAUAAUUAUCAAACAAGCGCACAUCACGUCCCUCUACCAUUGGCUUGUUCACUAUUUUAACAAAGACUGGCAAAUUUUAACUGAGUCCGCCAUCCAUAAAACAACAGACUGGGGAUUGCCACACACAAGUGUUCUGCUCAUGAGUAUUAUAAGCUGUAAUCUCCAGGCUGUGCAAUUGGACAGUAUAAGUUUAGGGUCACCUGGAAUGUGGGUAUGGAAUCCAGCCAGACUGAUGUCCUCCGUCCAUGGAUGUCCUGAAAGAUCCGGUGCGUCACCUUUUGUAGCAGAAUUGCCAAUUGGGAAGAACACGGCACUGGAAAUAUGGCACUUCCUAAAAUAACUUCAUCUACAAUUGUAACUGAAAGGAAAAUAAUUAUCAGGGAAUUUGACUUGUCGUUUGAUCAUUGUCAAUGAUUUGAGUCAAAGUUGGAGAGCAGUUUUUGACUAGACAUUUGAGGGUUGCAUUUCAGGUCUGCAAACAGAAUUGUACGGUCUCUGGGCAGUUUCAGUGGCUAUUUUUAUUUUAACCUUUUGGUCUCGUGGUGAACUUAGUCUGGUGAAACGUGCAGCGUUUGUUUGGAAAUUCCUUCUGUAACUGAGGCUCAAUGGAAACAGUCUCUAAACCCGUGUGCUGUGAACGAUGUAUUAUGCAUGUGAAGCUUAGUGCAUUCUUAUGUUGAGGUGCGCAAGUUGUAGGAUAAGCUUUCUCAUGACAGGUUUAAUCACGGUGAAGCCCAGGCUCUGCAUCAGUGCAUCAUUGAUAGUGGCUUUGAGGAUCUCUGCUCUCACCAGAAGCCUAUCUGGACGAAACCGGAAUCCAAGGAAGAAGCAUUAAAAAAAGCACUCUCAGCUGUAAUAUUUUGGGAUGAUUCAGACAGGCUCCCUUGUUCUAUUCCCCUCCAGCAAGGCUUCACACUGGGAGCACUACUGAUCUGAAACAACCGACAUAAGAUUGUAGUAAAGGAUGAAAGGGCAUUCAAACAGGUGGGAGCUCAAGCUCUGUUAAACUUCUGACUCAUGUGGCUCUGACUUGGACAACAUUUGAAAGCUUUUUUUUUGCUGUGUAGCAUUUUCCUGAUGAUUUAGUUCUCCUGAAAUGAUAAGAAUGAUGGUUGGUUUUAUUCCCUAACCCAGAAAUCCUCAUCCAUAGCAGCGUGAGUGACUGGUGGGAACCAGUUAAGAGAUUUCCAACCACGUGCACACUGCUCACUAUAAAAGCAAGCUGUUCUGUUUACAGUCUUGCCUCUUUAAUGAAGACUUUUACUGCGGGAGAGGAAAAUAAGUUUGCAGCAUUAAAUUUUCCCUUUUUCUAACAACUGGGAAUUCUCAUCUUCAAUUUGGACAGACUAUUGUAAAAUGCACAAACCCAAUCUCUCCCCAUUCCUGAGGUUGCAUAGUGAGGGUCUGACUUAUAACAUGUACCGAUGUACUUUUCAAAUUGCACGUAAAUAUUUUCACUGAUUAAAACCAGCACUUACCAAAGCUAACUCUAACAUGUUGCAAGUGUGAUUAGUAACUUCUGUAAUUUUUUGUUUAAACAGCCAGAACUUCAGUUAUUGUUUUAACUUGUACUAUAUAAUAAUCUAGACAAAGGCACCAGGCACAAUUGGAGAAACAAAGUUACUUUAUAUUUUUUGUUCAGGUUGUUUGUCAAGAGUUAUGGUAGCUUUGCAACUAGCAGGUUAGUUUACGUCUGUCAGAUGUUUCUCUCUCAGUCUCUCUCUCUCUCUCUCACACACACACACACACACAUAUACACACACACACACUUUCUCUCUCUCUCUAACUCACUCACUCUGUCACUAAGGAAAAUAUGGAGCCCUCAUCUCCUGUAAUUAAAAGCUGACCUCAGGGAAUGACAUUGUGGUUGUGGUGUUUCAUUCUAAUUCUGAAUUAAAGUGGAGAAAAUCAGGACAAUGCUUUGUGUUCCAAGACUGGAGUGUGCAGCCCCAAUGUUAUGGUCAUGCAUAUGGACCAACCACUGGCCUUGAAACUUCAUGACCAUGGAUAAAUAGGUUUUUAAAAACCUCAGAGUUUUUCAGCUUUGACAGAACUAACUGGUACUGCAGACUGAUGAUAAGUUUUGGUAUAAAUCACAAAUGUGUCAAGAUAUGGGUUGAUAUUUUCCAAUAAAACUGCUGGGACUCUGAGCGACCUGCUGCAUGUAAGGAACAGUAGUUGCAUUGGUAUUGGGUCUAAAUGGGAGAGCUUUCAUUGCUUCUAAUUAUUUUUAAUCCUGUGUGAGACUAUCAUUUAGGGAGUGUGAUCUGGUAAUGAAUCAAAAAGGGGAUACGGAACUAACAGCUCAUGUAGUUUCUGUAUGGGACAUUGACUUUUUUAUAAAGCAAACUUUCUGCAGCAUUACUGAUUUGUUCUUGUUUUGUAGGUUGAAGGGAUAUUGUAGGCUGUGAAAUCUCCUAGACUUGGCUGAAUGAAGCUGUCAUCUUCACUCCUGUGCAGUCCUGUAAUGGUUAUGGGGUGUUGGAACUAUUUUUGAUUAAUUGUGAUAUUCAUGAAUAUUGAUUGUAUCAGCUUGGUAAGUCUGCCUGCUCUAAUUAAGCUGCCAGUCUGGUUCUGCAGUACCAUCUCCCUGUGUCAUUCAGCUGUGGUUAUAGGGGACUCUGAAAUACCUUUGGGUGAUCAUUGAGCAGGUUCUUCAAUGGGCUGGUGAUCUGAUAGGUUUGUUUUUAACCCUAAGCGGUUAAUUAGAAAAUCCCUGCAAUGUGUUUUAACAUUUCUCCAUCUGUGAAAGAUGUAGCAUAUGGAGAUUAAACUUGCUUAGAUACUUCCUGACAAAGUAAGAUUUCUGUGGCUGAUUGGUAUUUGUAAUUUAGGAUUUCCUUUGUAAAUAGAUUUAAUAAAACGAUUAACUGAAAGUGGAA
Messenger RNA from Chiloscyllium plagiosum (whitespotted bambooshark), 5937 nucleotides. RefSeq names its product rho guanine nucleotide exchange factor 7-like. Lineage: Eukaryota; Metazoa; Chordata; Chondrichthyes; Orectolobiformes; Hemiscylliidae. Gene Ontology annotation, biological process: lamellipodium assembly; intracellular signal transduction. Gene Ontology annotation, molecular function: guanyl-nucleotide exchange factor activity; protein binding. The record is from RefSeq and is a predicted model, not a curated record. Gene Ontology annotation, cellular component: cytoplasm; lamellipodium.